Molecule: messenger RNA, 3560 nt
Organism: Anolis sagrei ordinatus
Lineage: Eukaryota; Metazoa; Chordata; Lepidosauria; Squamata; Anolidae
Source: RefSeq, a predicted model, not a curated record
GUUAGGCAAUAUAUGUUUUGUCAUUUGUUAUGCUAUGUCUUAGAAAACAACUCAGUCUUUGCUUUUGUUUUUUAUGAAUGCUCCCAUUAUAAAAUGCAUAAGGAUGUGGAUUAACUACAUUUCCCAAAAAUCUUGGGUCAACCUUCCCCAACCUCCACUAGUAUUCACAACUGGCCAUGGCAGGGCCUUACCUUGUAAAAGGACAGCACCUUUUCAAAAGACCCUGGCCAAAGCUGCCUUCCUUGGGCCAAUGUUGAAAAGGGAAGAUGGUGUCCUCUUUGGGGCCUAGUAGGGCGGAGCCAGAAGUGUCUGGGGAGGCUGGGAUAGGAGGUUUGGGGGCUAGAAGUGUUCAUAAGCAUAAAAAGGUCAUGGGGGCUCUUUGUGCCAAGUUUGGUCUUGAUCUGUCUUUGUUGGGGGCCACAGUGGCCUCUGAUUGCCCAAACAUUUUAAAGUAUUACAAAUCCCAUAAUCCAUGGUCCACUUCUCUAAGUGGGUCAUGGGGGUUAUGUGUGCCAAGUUUGGUCCAGGUCGGUCAUUCGUGGGGGGAGGGGUCAUAGUGGCCUGCGGAAGUGUCAGCCAAUCAGAAAGCUGCCACAUGCCCACAAACAUACAUACAUACAUACACUGACUUAUAUAUAGACUAGCUUGGGGACCCAGUGGUUAAGGAAACAUUAGUAAGUUGGACAUCUUGGAUAUUGGUAGAAUGGAGGAUAUAUGGAGAGGGCAGCCACCUUGGAUAUUGGGAGAUGGAUUAAUUAAGAAGUUGGCCAUCUUGGAUAGUAGGAAAGGUCAACCAUCUUGGAUACUGGGAGAAGAAAUAUGGAGAAAGAGGGCAUCUUGAAUAUUGAGAGAGGAAGAGAUAGAUUAGUAAGUCUGGUUUUCCUUUCAUUCAUCCGGCAGGUAACCUCUGAACGGAUCUUGUGAAGAACGUCCUGUGAGAGCUUUGUCCUAGCAAUGCUUUAAGACUGAAAUGGAGGUACACAGCACUGGCAAGAAAAAGAAAUAAGUAGGAGAAAAAUAUAUUUCAAGCCACAUGCCUGGGCAAUCAAGGAGGAAAGGAAGGACUGAGAGGUUAAAAGAAAGGCUAAGGAAAGAGACCAGAAGCUACAGCAAUAUAAAGCCCAAGAAGAGGAAAUAUUGUGCUGUUCAGAAGUCCAUAUAUGUGAACUUCUGACAUAAUAUUUGAAUGAUAAAUUUAAAAGAAUGGAAAAUCUUCAUCCCAGUUCCACAUCACAAACAGAGGAGAAGUUACAUAAGUGUAUGGAUUGUGGGAAAUGUUUCAUGGGGAUAAGUUCUCUUACUAAACAUCAACAAACUCACACAAGGGAGAAGCAAUAUCAAUGCAUGGAAUGUGGAAAGACCUUCCGUCAGAGUGGAAAUCUGCGUUCCCAUCAAAGAACCCACACAGAAGAGAAGCCUUAUCAAUGCAUUGAAUGUGGAAAGAGCUUCAGUCGGAGUGACAGUCUGCAUUCCCAUCAAAGGACCCACACAGGAGAGAAACCACAUCAAUGCAUGGAAUGUGGAAAGAGCUUCAGCUGGAGUGGAAAUCUGCGUUACCAUCAAAGGACCCACACAGGGGAGAAGCAGUAUCAAUGCAUAGAAUGUGGAAAGGGCUUCAGUCACAGUGGACAUCUGCGUCGCCAUCAAAGGACCCACACAGAGGAGAAGCGACAUCAGUGCAUUGAAUGUGGAAAGAGCUUUAGUCGGAGUGACAGUCUGCAUUCCCAUCAAACAGUCCACACAGGAGAGAAGCCACAUCAGUGUAUGGAAUGUGGAAAGAGCUUCCGUCGGAGUGGAGAUCUGUAUUCCCAUCAAAGGACCCACACAGGGGAGAAACCAUAUCAAUGCAUGGAAUGUGGAAAGAGCUUCAGUCAGGGUGGAAACCUGCGUUCCCAUCAAAGUAUCCACACAGAGGGGAAACCACAUCAAUGCAUGGAAUGUGGAAAGAGCUUCAGUCAGAGUGGAACUCUGCAUUCCCAUCAAAGGACCCACACCGGAGAGAAGCCACAUCAAUGCAUAGAAUGUGGAAAGAGCUUCAGUCACAGAGGAAAUCUGUGUUCCCAUCAAAGGACCCACACAGGAGAGAAGCCGUAUCAAUGUAUUGAAUGUGGAAAGAGCUUCAGUCGGAGUGGAGAUCUGCGUUCCCAUCAAAGGACCCACACAGAAGAGAAGCCUUAUCAAUGCAUGGAAUGUGGAAAGAGCUUCAGUCGGAGUGGAGAUCUGCGUUCCCAUGAAACAAUCCACACAGGGGAAAAGCCAUAUCAAUGCAUGGAAUGUGGAAAGAGUUUCAGUUGGAGUGGACAGCUGCGUUCCCAUCAAAGGAUCCACACAGGAGAGAGGCCCUAUCAAUGCAUGGAAUGUGGAAAGAGAUUCAGUUGGAGUGGAGAUCUCCGUUCCCAUCAAAGGACUCACACAGGGGAAAAGCCAUAUCAAUGCAUGGAAUGUGGAAAGGUCUUCAGUCACAGUGGACAUCUGCGUUCCCAUCAAAGGACCCACAUAAGAGAGAAGCCACAUAAAUGCAUUGAAUGUGGAAAGAGUUUCACUCAAAGUGGAGCUUUGCACUCCCAUCAAAGGACCCACACAUUGCUAGAGGAAGAUACCUGCCUUUGAGUUUCCUAGCCCUGCUUAAAAAAGUCCACCAAACAAGGGUCCCAUUCCUCCACAGGCAAGCAAAGAAUGGAAGCAAAAAGGAAGGCCGCCACCUUGUUCUCUAUCUGUCAUGGACAGCAGUCUGUGUGGCCUGGCUUGAUUGCUGCUGGGGGCCGGUCCCCCACAGAGGAGGACUCUUCUCAGUAUUGCAGCCAUUUUGAAAGGGUUAACCUGAUCUCUUUGUCAAGGAAAGCAUCACAGGCUUCUCGGAUGAUCUGUGAAGGUGUGAUGAAUUCCCUACGUGUUAGGCUAGGAAAAGUCUAGAAAAGUAGACCCAGGAAGUUCGGCAGCCAUUUUGGAAAGGGUGCCUGGGGAAUCCAUUUUUUAUACUCAUUUCCUGAAGGGGGCGUGCUUAGAAACAGCUUGGAGGGAAAUGUGGGGAGUUAGUGAUUGGCUGAGAGAGAGUGGGCGGAGCUUAACUUGGAAAAGAAAAAAAGCUACUUUAAGGGUGUAUUUUAAAAACCCUGUCAGCUCAGAUUGAGUCUGGGUGUCAAAGGAGAAAGAGUUAGGAGUUUGGAGUGGAGAAGAGAAUAGUGAGAGAGGCCUGAAGUUGGUCAGUUAGCUAGCAGAGAUAGCUAGUGAGAAGAUUUUACAGCUAUUAUGGAAGAUAGCUGGUGGAGGAGUGUAGAGAUAGAUCCAGGAAAGGACUAUCUGUGGUGGAGUUUAGAGUUACUUUCAGAGUAGAAAUCCUGUCAGUAAUUUCCGGAGGGAGAGAGGAGUGUACCUUACAACUAAGUUUGAACUGCUUAAAGAAACCACAUGCUUUUGUCAAUACUUCAGAACAGCUAAGCUAAUGCCUGUUUUGUUCAAGUUCUCAUAAAUAAUCAUCUUUGUUUUAUUGUUCACAACAUCUGUCUCAUGUGUGCCUCUGUGGGUGAAGUUAUAAAAGCAGUUUCCUGCAGCAAUCAAAA